AUGGAACCCGCCAGUUACGAACAAAAAUGGCUUCCUGAAGAGAGAAGAGAGCCCGCUAACCCGGUAAGACCUCGUGGUAGUAGCGUCGAUGCGCAUGGUCCGGUGAACAUUGAAAGUGGCUCAACGUCUACUCCCAGAAGAAGCAUGAGAGAAAUGACUAAAGCAGAAAGAAGAGCACAUCAAGAGAGACAAAGAGCCGAAAAAGCGGCAAAAGCUGCUACUUCGGCGACUACAUCUGCAAACAAAAAGAGUGGAUCAUCCGAUGCAACGGGACAGGAUUCUUCUUCAUUAACAAGAGCAAAGCCCAAAGACAAAGAGAAUAAAGGAAAGCCGUCAAUCGCCAAACCUGAUAAGAAUGAUCUCAGCUCCUCGACUGAUUCUAAGCAAGUAGCCCUUCUUGCCCAUCUUGCUCAUCCCACUCGACCGUCGACUUCAUCUCCCGCAAUAGCCGAUAUACACCCAUCUGUUCUGACACUUGGUUUACUCUUUUCAGAAAACAAGAUCACUGGGUCCAAUGCAAGAUGCGUGGCUACUUUGAAUGCAUUUAAGAAAGUAAUCCAAGAAUAUCGCACACCAGAGGGUACUACUUUGAGUAGACAUUUGCAGACUGUGUUAAAUUCGCAGAUUCAAUAUCUUGUUGAUUGUCGGAAUAUGAGUGCAAAAACGUUGCUCUGUCAGAAGAUUGACAACUUUAUACGAGAACGUAUAACAAUCGCAGAUAAUGCCAUAGUCGCCUACGGGCUGCAGAAAAUACAUAACGGAGAUAUCAUACUAACAUACGCAAAGUCAUCUGUAGUAGAGGCUCUGAUAUUGGAAGCACACAAAGCAGGUAUUCAAUUCAGCGUUGUGAUUCUGGACUCGAGACCAAAAUUUGAAGGCAAACAUCUUUUAAGAAAUCUCGUCGCCGCCGGGAUAAAGUGUACAUACUGUUUGCUUCAUUCCUGCGGUUCUGCAUUCAGGCAUGUUUCCAAAGUCUUCCUUGGUUGCCACGCGGUAUUAUCCAAUGGUGCUCUUUACUCAAGAGUAGGCACUGCCAUGGUUGCAAUGAUGGCUAAGGAUCUCAAUAUACCUGUUAUUGUCUGUUGCGAGACGUAUAAAUUUACUGAUAGAGUGCAACUGGAUUCUUUUGUGUGGAACGAGGAAGGUAAUCCAUCAGAACUGGUGAAUAUAUCAAACAAUCCAAUACCUAAACCCGGCCCGCUCUCUUCCUGGCUUGGACAAUCCGAUCUUAAGUUAUUGAACAUUCUUUAUGAUGUAACACCUUCAAAGUAUAUUACAAUGGUUAUUACAGAAGUUGGUAUGAUUCCGUGUACAAGUGUACCAGUCGUAUUACGUGAAUACAAGGCUAUGGUUCAAUUAUAG
Paraglomus occultum is the source of this 1362-nucleotide messenger RNA. The record is from the annotation of a GenBank genome assembly. NCBI's taxonomy places the organism in Eukaryota, Fungi, Glomeromycota, Glomeromycetes, Paraglomerales, Paraglomeraceae.